Molecule: messenger RNA, 1140 nt
Organism: Brettanomyces nanus
Lineage: Eukaryota; Fungi; Ascomycota; Pichiomycetes; Pichiales; Pichiaceae
Exons: 2
Coding region: 1-1140 (379 amino acids)
Molecular function (GO): nucleic acid binding
Source: RefSeq, a predicted model, not a curated record
AUGAUAAGGGAAGUGGAUAGGGUGGAGGAAGUGGAUAAGGUGAAGGAAGCAGAUGGAGUGAAGGAAGCAGAUGGAGUGAAGGAAGCAGAUGAAGUGAAGAAACUAGAUGAAGUGAAGGAGAAACCAAAAAAUCAGAUUCAGAAAGAAACCACCUCUGUAAAUUCUUCAAGAGCCAAUUGGUCGGCUUCUUAUAGCCCUCGGGAGAUCAAUAGUCCCCGAGAGAUCACUAUUGAUGAAAAUGACUAUGAUAGAUCGAUUAAAGAGGAAGUUAUUUAUGAUAUAGUGGAACGACCUCAAUUCAGAGAAACGAGAGCGUUGUUUAUUGGAAAUUUGAGAACAACCUUUGAAGAUACAGAGCUUCAAAACCUACUCAAUGAGGAAGCAGCUAAAGUAGGAUGUAUUAUUGAAAGAGCAUGGCUUAAUGAGAAGAGAUCUCAUUGUAUAGUGAUAGUCUCUGAAGUUUCUGGAGCAGUUUCUAUUCAGAAAGCGUUGAAUGGAAAGCUGUUCCCAAAGGAAGCCCAGGAGAGUGACAUGGGCCCACAGAAAGCACUUACAUUAUAUAUUGACUUUAUUCCAGUGAAGGCCACGCAGCUGUGGAUUGACCAGGAAUGUCGAGGACCUAAAGACGCUGUUUGGAAGGUGGAAUAUAUGAAGUUUCCUUCAAAGCAGGAGGAGGGAUCGGACUUCUUAGUCGCUUCGCAUCGGAUGCUUAACUACCCAAACCGUUCUCUGGGAUAUAAGUCAAGUAGUCGAGGAAGAUAUGGACGUGGGGGAUACAGAGGAGGAUAUAGAAGUGAGCAUAGGGGAGGGUAUAGGGGAGGAUAUAGAGGAGGAGAUAGAGGGGAAUACAGAAGUGGAUACAGAGAUGAUUAUAGAGAUGAUUAUAGAAAUGAUUAUUACCAAUCUCCAUCCAGGCAUCAUGAUUAUGGCAGACCGGAACCUGAUAGAUAUGACAGAUACGAGAGACCCGAUAGAUAUGAAAGAUACAACAGAUACCCAUCCAGACCUUAUAAAAGUCGAUAUGACGGUACGGAACAGAUAGAAGACCGAAAUUCACUGCGAGAAAGGUCUCCUGAGCGGACACCAGCACGGCCUCCAGCACGAGCUAAAGAGGCCGAAUCACCUGAAUGGUCCGAUUAA